Messenger RNA from Achroia grisella, 6175 nucleotides. RefSeq lists its product as uncharacterized. Gene Ontology annotation, molecular function: G protein-coupled receptor binding; guanyl-nucleotide exchange factor activity. The record is from RefSeq and is a predicted model, not a curated record. Lineage: Eukaryota; Metazoa; Arthropoda; Insecta; Lepidoptera; Pyralidae. Gene Ontology annotation, cellular component: cytoplasm. The transcript has 21 exons. The coding region runs from base 367 to 4245 and encodes 1292 amino acids. Gene Ontology annotation, biological process: G protein-coupled receptor signaling pathway.
UGCUUGACGCGGACUAUAGUCAAAACAGUUUGUAAUAACCCCUUUAGAAAGUGCUUUUGUGGAUGAAAUUAAAAAAAAAGUGUUGGUACCAUUGACAUAGUGUUUCUGUGUCCAGUGUUGUGAUUGAGUUAUCUGUGACGUUAUUGGCAAUAUUUUUGGAUUUUGAAUUUGGAAUCCCUGUUUUGCUACACAAUUUGAUAACUUGCCAAAAACCAUGUGAAUACAGUGUCAAAAGUGAUGUGUAUUAAUAGAAAAGUGUUGAAAUAACAGUGAAGUGAAAGCAGAGCUUUUCUGCUUUUAAUGUUGCAAAAGAACGCUUUGUAACUGCUUAAAUUAGCAGUUAUUGCAGCAGGUGAAGCUACACCUAUGGUCGGGAUGAUGUGGUUCAAGAGGGAACCGAAACCGAUCCCGGAGAAAUCCGUGGAGAACGGUGUAGGUGUGGUGAAUAAGCUGAGGAAGAAGAAAGGUAGUCUGUUGAAGCCGACGAGAGAAUCCAGCGAGAGAGAGACGUCAACAGAAAGUGACAAGGAGAAGAGACGGUACUCUGACAUUCUUGAUAUGAAGGUAUCUUUAGAACGCCGAGAUGAAAGCGACGAAUCGUUGUAUGAAUCUGCUGAUUGUCAUAGUGAUGCAAUCUCAGCCAGUGACGAUGCACUGCCCAGGCUCAGUAAAACUCCAACAAUGAGCAAAGAAUCACUAAAGUUAGCAGUAACUGAUGAGGAAGUGGAUCUGGUCAAAAACAAAAAAGGACAUCGCAAAACAAUGUCCUUAUCUAAUCCAUUGGAAAUAGUAAAAAGUCUUGGCGAUGAAUGGCUUGACGCUACAAAAAAAGAGUUAGAUAAACAUUCAGAGAAGAAAAAAUCAAGAGAGAGCCUUUUCAGUGAAGAGGAUAGGGAAUCUAUUCACGGUUCCACUAUAAAAUUGGAUCAGACUAGAAAAAACAGUAAAAAAGAAGACAAAAGUCAGUCCAGUAGCAGGAAAAGUAGUACAACUGAAGCUCCAAAGACGAGGAAAUCGAGUAAAGGAUCGUCUGUCAGUGCUCUCAAUUUUCUUAGAAGGAAAAAAACUCCUACAUCUCUCAAACCAGUGGAAUCGGUUGCAGAAGUAAAUGAUAAUAUCAUCAGUACAGAAGAGAUUUUGAAUUAUACUAGAUUGUUUUUAGAGGAAGAAAAACAUCAUGCAGCCAUUUCCCAAAGUAAACCUGUAGUAGAUACAGAUUCAGAUGAGGAACCACCUACCCCCAAAUUGAUUGGUGAACACAGGAGACGAUUAAGUAGACAGACAUCUAGAGGAAAGAGUAAAGUUAGAGGAAAGAGUCAGAAUCUAAAAAUUAACACGUUAAGGAAAUCGCAUAGCGGAACAUUAAAGAAAGGAAAGAAGAAGAACCCAAAAACUCCUGUAGCUGGUAGAAGCAGACAAGCUAGUAUAGUGGAACAGACUCCUCUUAUCAAGAAGAAAAACUCUGACUCGCAUAAGCAUAAUUCUUGGCUGUUCAGUGGAUCAAAAGGAGAGGCAAGAAGGGAGGGUUCCACGGAAGAACAAACCGCACCAGAUGCUGACGUGGACACCAGCGAUCCAAACACUAAGGAAGCACCUGAUAAAGACAAUAAUUGGCGUGCAGCGGCAUCUAGCGGUCGUGGCGUGAACCGCGCAGAGAGUUGCCGCGAACGGGACGCGCCGCGGCGCGGGAAGCAUCGCAACGCUUCCGACCCCAAUCGUCUCACAGCGCACAACAACCAUGAUCUCGAGCCGUGUGCAACAACAGCACCCUCUGGCAGCAGCAGCAGUUCCAGUUUAUCAUCACGCAGCAAUGAAAACUUCGACAGUCAAAUAAAUUCAUCCCAGUCCGACUGGUCAGAAGAAGACGAGCCUCUGGCGGCGCAGUGGGCCGACAGUCUUCCCCCACAUGUUCUCGAAUCGCUGAAACUGUCUUCGGCGAUGCGGAAACGGCAAGAGGUCAUACAUGAACUAAUAGUGUCUGAGGGAUCCCACGUGCGUUGGCUGAAGGUGCUCGGCGGCGUGUUCCUCCGCCCCCUGGAGAGUCACCCGGCUCUCCUCUCGCCCGACGAGCUACGAGCCCUGUUCCCCAACUUGCCCAGCGUGAGGGAGCGCCACGCUCGCCUCUAUAGCGAAUUACGCGCUCUACGGAACGAUACACCAUCGCAUCUCGUUCAAAUACGACCGCUAGCUGACGCCAUGUUGAAUACGCUAGGAGAGUCUGGCUACUCGUCGUGUUUGGCGCGAUUCUGUCGAGGCCAGCGACUAGCAUUGGAGUCUCUUCGUGAACGUCGCAAGAAGAAUAAAGAGUUGCAUCAGUUUUUGUCCAGCCGCGAACAGUUGCCGUUGUGUGGUCGACUACAGCUGAGAGAUUUGCUCGCUUGUGUGUGGCAGAGACUGACAAAAUACCAGUUGCUACUUGAGGGUGUACUGAAGACUGUGGGCGAGAAUGACGAUGAAAACGAAGAAGAUUUAGCUCGCCUUAAACGAGCUCUAGACGUGGCCAAAGACGUAUUGCAUACUGUCGACACGGCGAUACACACGGCUGAGAAUGAGCACAGGUUGCGUGCCAUCCAGAGCAAGCUGGAGGUUCGUGCGCCCGCGACCGGGGAGUGGGACGAGCUGCGGCGGCUCGAACUCACGCAGCGACGUCUGCGGCACGAGGGAGAGCUGUUCAUACGCAGCGACACCAACAAGAAGAUCGCAGUACUAGCCCUGAUGCUGGAAGACAGUUUGGUGUUGCUGCAGCGAGAGGGCGAAAAAUUCGUCCUCAAACCGAUACAAGUGCGGGCAGACCCGAGCCAGCCGGGCUCACUGUCGCCACUUAUUAAAUGGGAUAAGGUUCUGUUCCGGCCAAACGCCGCGGUACGCAACACUUUCUUCCUCAUGAACAUCAACGGCGUACAAAUGCACGAGCUUUCUGUCAACAAUCUCACGGAUUAUGCUACAUGGGUGAAACACAUUCAAGAAUCACCAUUGGCUAAGUUGGCCGAAACGAAACCAAACAUAACGCCGUCACAUCAGGCGAGCCGCUCCAAUGAUGAUUCAGGUAUAAACGUAUCUCGCAAUCCAUCUGAUGCGUCCGAAAAGUCAACAUCGACGGCUCCAGCAGACGAACCCACUGAGAUUGAACGAGAUAGAGCAUCUCUAGAGCGCUCCUCUGUCGAGAGGGAUAAGGACGACAAGAAGACUGAAAGGGAAGACCGCAGGUCCAGUGAGAAGGAGGGAGAAGUCGCGGAGAGGGAAGAGAAACAUGUCCCGCGGCGGCCGACAGUGGGCCGCAUCAGCACGCACUGCGGCAGCCCGCGCCCGCUCGAGUGCGGCGCCGCGCUCACCGUGCGCGCGCCCGCCGCGCCCCGCACCGCGCACGCAGUCUGCACGCCGCAAGAGCGGCUACGGCGGCUGGACGAGGUGAUAGCGCGCGCGCUGCGCGCCAAGAGCAGCGUGGUGGGGUCGCUGCUGGGCGUGCCGGCGUCGCAGUUCGCGCAGGUGGCCGAGCUGGCGGCGGCCGAGGCGCAGGGCGAGCUGGGCGCCGCCGACGACGACCACGUGCACCAGCUGCUGCUGGCCGCGCACGCGCAGCUGCACCGCCUCACGCUGCAGGUGUCGCGCGCCAUGACCCUCGGCGACGCGGCCGCCGUCGCGGCGCGCGCGCGGCUCGGCGCCUGCGACCACUGCGCCGCGCGGCCCGGACACGCCGGACACGUGCCGCCCGGACACGUGCCGCCCAGCCCGCCCGCGCUCGCCGGACACCCCGGACACGCGGCGCCCAGGCGGACGCUCGCGCGUACUUCCACUAUUCGCAGCGAAGAUAACAUGGAACCACCAAGCGAAAGCGAAGAGAGAUUUGAUGAGACAGACUUCAAAAUAUCCGAGUCUAUGAGCAUAAUUGACAGUAUAGAUAGAGAGUUGUCGUUCGACAUGUUAACCGACCUCGACGGGUCUAUGGACGUUCUAGAAGACGACCCUGAAGAUGCGUUAGAGAGCGGCGGUGGUGCGGGCGCGGCGCUGACUGGCGCGCGGCUGGCGAGCGGGCUGGGGGCGCUGGGCGGCACGCUGGGCCGGCUCAUGGCCACGCUCCCGGCCAGGGAGCGCGAGCGCACGCUGCUGCGCCGGCAGCUGGCCGCCCAGCGCGAGCUCAACGACCGCCUGCACCACGCCCAAGUUAGUCAAAUACCCGAAGAGAUCUCGGUGGCGAAACCACCCACAGACCAAUCGAUACAGGACCAACCCAGCAAUGGCGGGUGAUCGCAUGGCAAAGAUAAAGCAAAACUGAACUAAUGAUGACAUUUUUAAACCUACACUCCCUUAUUUAUAAAGGUUACAACAUAAACGAACACAUUUGAAAUGUUUUGUCUCUGUCUUUCAAAUUAAAUAGAUAAUUUGGAAGAAAAGAACAAAACUACAAUAAGGGAGUAAGUAUGGCUGGCGCGAGACAGCGCCAAUACCAUAUUGCGGACGAAACUGGAACUAAUCAUAGACAAAAUGGCGGUAACGCCCUAAGUAGUAGUGAUGUAUAACUUAUGUACGAAUUAAUAGCUUCAUCAUAAUCGGUUUAGCAUUUAUAUUAUAUAAAAAAAAUACUAUAAUGUCAUCGUUUUUGUUAUUUACCAUUAAUCGAAUAUCGACUUGUAUAUUUUGUAAUAUUGAUGUUUUCUAUUUGUCUGUACCCUGUUUUUAAGUACGAAACUAUAGUUAGAAGUAAUCUAAAUAAUAUUAUUCCAUAAUUAAGUUUAUUUUAUGUGAUGCUUUGAAGAUUAAGUGAAAUAUAUGUUUUCUCUCUCUCUCUCUUUCUUGUACAUUAUAACAUUUUCCAAAACGAAACCUAAGUUAUGUUGAAAUGUAAAUAAGCGAUUGUUCUAGACGGGACGCUGACGUCUCGUUAUGUUAAUUAUAGUAUAUAUUUUUGUGUAUAAUAAUAAAAUAUAGAAUUGUUACAUUAUAACAUUGUAAUUUAUAAAUAUGUAUUCGAUUUUUAAAGUAUUACUCUUGACAAUAUAUAAAAAAAACUAUAUUUAAUGAGAAAACGUAAUCUCAAUAUGGUAUUCGAUCAAAUCAGUUAAAAAUUUUGUUCCAAAUCAUUUGAAAGUUAUGUUCGUAGUGUUUUUUUUAUUGUAAGUUAAAAAUUGAUCUAUCGACGAUCAUUAUUUAUAUAUACUAUUCAAAUAUAUGUUUAUUUAGCUUCGAGACAAAAUAUUAAUAGCAUUAGUAAGUGGUUCUAGAAAUUUCUUACUCAAAUACGGUAUAAAAAGGAAUUUUUCAUGAUGACGAUUAUGGUGAUGAUGAUGAUGAUGAUACUCAUAUACAUUGUAAGAUAUUAUAUCUAAAGUAGAUUCAGUAUAACCCUUCAAUGCAAUGUAGACUUGUGGAGAAAUAUUAUUAAUCUUAUUUUGUUUAUAUUCUGUCUCAAAGUUAUAUAAAUAACGUAAGUUGAUGUUAAACUUGUUACUUAAAUGUAUUCAUUCCGAAAUCAUUGAAUAAUCAAUAAAUAUUAAAUAAAUCUUUAGAUCGAUAAUGCAUCUUUAUUAAAAAAAUUACCAAAAUUUUUUUUUUAUUAAAUUCAAUGAUUAAUGUUCUAGAUAAUUUUCAAAGUAAAACAGUAUUCAAAUAUGGUUUCAAGUUACGAUAAUAUUUUUUCUAUUUUGAUUAAUAUUGUUAUAUACAAUAAAGAGCAGUUUUGUUCGUAUUAAAACUGAGAUCCUAGUUUGCCAGUGAGGCAUUAUUCCCAUCAUUGCAUAUAAGUGAUGACGUGAUAGGUGUAUUGUUGAUCGAAACAUUUAUUGUAAAAUUAACACCCAUUUCAUUUACUAUUUUCCCAUCAAUUUUGAGAAAUGGGAGACAGGUAUAAUGUUAGUGAUUAUUCAAGUUAGCUUACGAUUUUAAGAGUCACAUUUUAAUUUGACGAGAAUAUUCUCGUCUAAGGGGGAUGUUGCAUUAUCAAUAUAUAUUUAAUUAUAAUUAAACGUAAUAAUUACAUUUAUCAACUAAUUAGAUUGUUAGAUAUGUGCCUAUAUAAUAUGUAUAUAUAUAUAUAUAUAUUUGUGACGAGAAAAAUAUCGUAAAACGUCACAUUAUAUGCAAUUACGUAAUAUCUGUGUUUCAGCGAUAAAUCGCCCGUAAUAUUAGUAAUAAUCUGUCAUAUUUCGAAUUUAUUUACAUGAGAAAUUCUCAUAAUAUA